Molecule: messenger RNA, 1362 nt
Organism: Prorocentrum cordatum
Lineage: Eukaryota; Dinophyceae; Prorocentrales; Prorocentraceae
Source: the annotation of a GenBank genome assembly
AUGAGUAUGACUCCAAUGGCUUUUGUUUCCGAGUUUAUGACUUCUGAUUUUGUUUCAGAGCGCAUGGAUUGCACGGCAUCAGAUUUUGUCUCCUCACGUUUGCCUGUGCUCGGAGUAUGUGUGAAUGACUUGUAUGCUCGUGUUGGGACCUUGACAUGUGAGCAGAUGGGGAGGCCCGUCACGAAAGCGUCGCCCUCGCAACGGCGUCGUUCACGUGCUAGACAGGUGAAGCACCGUCUCUGGUUGUCUUCCACGUCUUUGUCGUGUCAGGUGGGAGAUUUCACUGGCCUCUGUCGUGCCGAUGUCGUCGCACCUCGUUACUGUCGUAACCGCGGCCCUGCUGGGGCGGCUCCGUGGACAGGCGUGCGAGCUUCUUCGACACCAGGUGUGGGGCCUUCCUCCCCGAUGUAUGUUUCUCUUGCAACGACAGCGGGCGUUGCGACGAUUUCCCAUCAUUUUCCGGAUGUGCUUGAGAGUGAUAUUGCCGUGGUGGAGGAUGCUCGAGUGGCUAGUGUUGAUCCUGUCCCUGAUGCCGUUCCCGAUGUAUCAGUUUCGGAUGCGAGUGCCUCGGUCCAGCUAGCGGCAACGGGCGUUACGACGACUUCUCAUCAUUUUCCGAAUGUGUCGGGGAGUGGUGUUGCUGUGGAGGUGGAGGAUGCUCGAGUUACUUUUGUUGAGCCUGUGCCUGACGGCGUUCCCGAUGCGUUAGUGUCGGAUGCGAGCGCCUCAGUCAAUCUUGCGACAAUGGGCGCUACGAUGCCUUCACCGUCUUCUCCCAAUGUGUACGAGAAUGGUGCUGCCGUGGAGGCGGAAGGUGCUGAAGUGAGCGGUGCCGCUUUCACCCCUGAUGCCGUGCCCGCUGUGCCCGCUUCGGAUGCGAGUUGCUCGGUCCAUCCUCCUGCUCUUGCGAUUGACCCCCGAGCCAUGCGUAUCAAACGGUAUUGUUUCCGACGAGAGGUGCCUGUUGCGGAGACCCCGCCAGUGCUUGCAUCCACGGCGGAUCAUGUAGUUCAUUCUCUCCUGCCGCGGCCGUAUGUGGACUCAGGCGUGCUGCGUGCAUACUUGGGCUUGUUUCCGAAAGAGGACGAUGACGACUCGAGUGAUGAGGAGUCCGUGAAUGCACAGAUAAUUUGGGUUGUUGACUUCUUGGGAGCUUGGCAUCAGGGCCCCCACGAGGAGCGGGAUGCUUUCGUGCAAGCCUGGGCGGAACCCCUGGUGUAUGGUCACUUACCUGACAUGUGCCAAUGCCUACAUUACAUUUCCACUGAGGAGCGAAUCGAUAUUGCCCAUCGGCGUAAGGCCUCCGUACUUGUUCAAGCUCUCUUGGAUAUCGUGGGGCCGGUGUGGCACUCCGCGUUGUAG